Messenger RNA from Chrysochloris asiatica (Cape golden mole), 519 nucleotides. RefSeq names its product myosin, light chain 5, regulatory (gene MYL5). Gene Ontology annotation, molecular function: calcium ion binding. The transcript is spliced from 6 exons. Lineage: Eukaryota; Metazoa; Chordata; Mammalia; Afrosoricida; Chrysochloridae. The record is from RefSeq and is a predicted model, not a curated record. Bases 120 to 518 code for a protein of 132 amino acids. Gene Ontology annotation, cellular component: cytoplasm.
CCAGCAGGAAGACCAAGAAGAAGGAAGGGGGAGCUCUCCGGGCCCAAAGGGCUUCCUCCAACGUCUUCUCCAACUUUGAGCAGACCCAGAUCCAGGAGUUCAAGGAGGCGUUCACAUUAAUGGAUCAGAACCGAGAUGGGUUCAUCGACAAGGAGGACUUGAAGGACACCUAUGCCUCCCUGGGCAAGACCAACGUCAAGGACGAUGAGCUAGACGCCAUGCUUAAGGAGGCCUCAGGCCCCAUCAACUUCACCAUGUUCCUGAACCUGUUUGGAGAGAAGCUGAAUGGUACGGAUGCUGAAGACACCAUCCUAAACGCCUUCAAGAUGCUUGACCCAGAUGGCAAAGGCAGCAUCAACAAAGACUAUAUCAAACGUUUGCUGAUGUCCCAGGCUGACAAGCUGACUACAGAAGAGGUGGACCAGAUGUUCCAGUUCGCUUCCAUUGACGCUGCUGGUAACUUGGACUACAAGGCAUUGAGCUACGUGAUCACACACGGCGAGGAGAAGGAGGAAUGAG